CGAGGGGCGGGCGACGGCGACGCUCCAGUCUUGCAGUGUACUCUCCAGUCUCGCUGAAGCCGCAUCUUCCUCGGCAGCUGUUUUCUGCUUGUUGUUGUCUUGUCGUUGCAGCUAGGGGUCAUUCCCCCGGGGAGGAGGCCCCGGUGCACCCCACUGCAUAACAUGGAGGCCAAGGCGGAGGCUGGAGACGGCGCUCAGGAAAAUGUCGUGCCUUCUACUGAAUCUCCUUACCAAAGUAGAAGCCAACUGGACCCACGAUACGAAUGCCCAAUAUGUCUGGCCUGUUUGAAAGAGCCUGUUUUAACGUCAUGUGGUCAUAGAUUUUGCAAGGAAUGCAUUUACAUGUGGCUCAAGCGAGAGGGCAGCUGCUGUCCCAUUGAUAACAGGCCUCUUACAGCGGACUCGGAUCUCUUUGUUGACAACUUUACCCGAAGAGAAAUUGAGCAAACCCGUCUGGAAUGCCCACAUGUUGGCAAUGGGUGCAAUGUUGUGUUGCCUCCUAUUGAACUGGAAAACCAUAUUCCAAACUGUUCAUAUCAACGCACUGGAUCGGGACACAAUUCAUUGCACUGUUCCUUUGAGAAUGUUGGAUGUCGAACAACAAUAAGUAGUGCUGAUCAGCUAGCAUCCCAUCUUGAGUCAAAUUUACAUCAACAUUUAAAUCUAUUAUCUAUGGCCUAUGCUAAGUUAAUGACCAGUGCAAAACCCAGUACAAUGGACGCGAAAGCAGAGGAGGCCAAUACUCUGUGGGACCCACAGCCCAAAGGCAGUGGCUCUACUGGCUCCACUGCAGCAACUGCUGGUGACUCUAAUGCUGGAGGCACACACUGGAGAGAACUCAUCAGAGCCUUGUACGAAAGAGUUGUCUUGCUAGAACAAAAGGGGCAUGAACAGACCAUAGAGAUGAACGUUGUGAAGCAACAGCUAGAAAAGAGCAAUGCACGUCUGGAGAGAGUGAGACAUGAAUUAGCAACCAUUCACUGCGGAGGUACUUACGUGUGGAGAGUACCUAAUUUCAGAGAAAAGCUUGCAGCAAUGAAGAAUGAUCCCCUUAUAAUGCACUACAGCCCUGGCUUCUUCACAUCCCAAUAUGGGUACAGAUUUUGUCUGCGGUUAAAUUUAUCGGCAAAAGACAGAAGCCACUUGGCUGUCCUGAUCCACCUCAUGAGAAGUGAAAAUGAUGUCACACUGGAUUGGCCGUUCUCAGGCCGCAUUUCCUUUAAGUUGAUUCAUCCUACUGAUCCCCAGCGUCACCUUAAAGAGACCAUGAUGUCUCGACCUGAACUGGAGGCUUUUAGACGACCUCGCCAUGAGCUUUGUCCUAGAGGCUUUGGUUACACUGAAUUUGUGAAAGUGUCAGAUUUGCUCAGUAUUGGCUUUUUAGGUGAAACUGAUACUUUAGUUUUAAGGGUGCAGGUGCUGUGUGUGUAAGAAUGAUUUCUGAACCAUGAAUUUUGGAAAGCUUGGUACUUAUGUCAAGUAGUGUGUUUCAUUUAUCUGUGAUUUAUUCAAACUUGUGAAGAUCAACGAAGGAAAGGGAACAUCUUUCCAAUAAAAAAGUAAAAUUUUUGUUCAAA
Messenger RNA from Thrips palmi, 1577 nucleotides. RefSeq names its product TNF receptor-associated factor 6 (gene Traf6). The record is from RefSeq and is a predicted model, not a curated record. Gene Ontology annotation, molecular function: zinc ion binding; protein binding; ubiquitin-protein transferase activity. The transcript has 7 exons. NCBI's taxonomy places the organism in Eukaryota, Metazoa, Arthropoda, Insecta, Thysanoptera, Thripidae. Bases 163 to 1431 code for a protein of 422 amino acids. Gene Ontology annotation, biological process: tumor necrosis factor-mediated signaling pathway; regulation of canonical NF-kappaB signal transduction; protein K63-linked ubiquitination. Gene Ontology annotation, cellular component: plasma membrane signaling receptor complex.